Auxenochlorella protothecoides is the source of this 1155-nucleotide messenger RNA. Its product is annotated as Mitogen-activated protein kinase 4. Gene Ontology annotation, cellular component: cytoplasm; nucleus. NCBI's taxonomy places the organism in Eukaryota, Viridiplantae, Chlorophyta, Trebouxiophyceae, Chlorellales, Chlorellaceae. The coding region runs from base 1 to 1155 and encodes 384 amino acids. The transcript has 5 exons. The record is from RefSeq and is a predicted model, not a curated record. Gene Ontology annotation, molecular function: MAP kinase activity; ATP binding. Gene Ontology annotation, biological process: protein phosphorylation; intracellular signal transduction.
AUGUCGUCCUCCUCAUCCCAGAACGUGCCGGUGCAGGAGGCCAGCCGCGUCCCGGGAAAGUCCCGUUACCAGGUCUGGCGCACCACCUUCGAGAUCGACGAAUCCUAUGUUCCCAUCAAGGCGGUGGGGAAGGGCGCGUACGGCGUCGUGUGCUCCGCCAAGCACACCCCCACCGGGGAGAAGGUGGCCAUCAAGAAGAUCACCAACGCCUUCGAGAACCUGGUGGACGCCCGGCGCACCCUGCGCGAGAUGAAGCUCCUCCGCUACCUCAGGCAUGCUCGGCACGAGAAUGUGAUUGGGGUGCUGGACAUCAUGCCCCCCCCCCCCAAGGCCCCCUUCAACGACGUCUACAUCGUGUACGAGCUGAUGGACACCGACCUGCACCAGAUCAUCCGCUCCUCCCAGCCCCUCACCGACGAGCACUUCCAGUACUUCAUGUACCAGACGCUGCGGGGCCUCAAGUACGUGCACUCCGCGGGGGUGCUACACCGCGACCUGAAGCCCAGCAACCUGCUGCUGAAUGCCAGCUGCGACCUGAAGAUCGCGGACUUUGGGCUGGCAAGGACCAGCACCGAGAGCAACGCCUUCAUGACAGAGUAUGUGGUCACGCGCUGGUACCGCGCGCCCGAGCUCCUCCUCUCCUGCGAUAGCUACUCCGCGGGCAUCGAUGUCUGGUCGGUGGGCUGCAUCCUGGCCGAGCUGCUGGCGCGCAAGCCUCUCUUCCCCGGCAAGGACUACAUCGACCAGCUGAAGCUGAUCAUCAGGACCCUGGGCACCCCCAGCGAUGAGGAGCUGGGCUUCAUCACCGCGCCCAAGGCGCGCACCUACAUCCGUGGCCUGGCCGCCGUGCAGAAACCCGACUUCCGGGCCUCAUUCCCCGACGCGAGCAAGCAAGCCCUGGAUCUCAUGGAGCGCAUGCUCCAGUUUGACCCCCGGCGACGCAUCUCUGUGGACGACGCGCUCAGGCACCCCUGGCUGGCAGCCCUGCACGACGAGGCUGCCGAGCCGGUGGCCCGAGGGGCCUUCAAGUUCGAUUUCGAGGACCAGGAACUGGACGAGCCGACCCUGCGCAGCAUGGUGCUGGACGAGGUUGCGCGCUACCGACAGCGGAAACAGGCGCCCAAGGAAACCGUGGCCGUGCACGCGACGGCAUGA